Messenger RNA from Pan troglodytes (chimpanzee), 3423 nucleotides. It is a transcript of the gene ESRP2, whose product is annotated as epithelial splicing regulatory protein 2. NCBI's taxonomy places the organism in Eukaryota, Metazoa, Chordata, Mammalia, Primates, Hominidae. Gene Ontology annotation, molecular function: RNA binding. The transcript is spliced from 14 exons. Bases 243 to 2168 code for a protein of 641 amino acids. The record is from RefSeq and is a predicted model, not a curated record.
GUCACGUGGCCGGCGGGGCCGGCAGGUAACUCGCCUGGAGAGGGCGUGGGCCGGUAGCCGCCCCGCCCCGCGGGGCGCCACGGGCGGGUCUCGGCAGCGCCCACUGAGCCAGCCGGGCCGCAGGUGCCGCCCCCGAUACACGGUGUCCCGCCCAAGCUGAUCCGCGUCUGCGGUCGGUCGGUGCGUGCGUGCGCCUCGUCGGUCCGCGUGUGUCUGGCCGAGAGCCCCCUUCCUCUGCGGCCAUGACUCCGCCGCCGCCGCCGCCCCCUCCCCCGGGCCCUGACCCCGCGGCCGACCCCGCCGCGGACCCCUGCCCCUGGCCCGGAUCACUGGUCGUCCUCUUCGGGGCUACGGCGGGUGCGCUGGGACGGGACCUGGGCUCGGACGAGACCGACUUAAUCCUCCUAGUUUGGCAAGUGGUUGAGCCGCGGAGCCGCCAGGUGGGGACGCUGCACAAAUCGCUGGUUCGUGCCGAGGCGGCCGCACUGAGUACGCAGUGCCGCGAGGCGAGCGGCCUGAGCGCCGACAGCCUGGCGCGGGCAGAGCCGCUGGACAAGGUGCUGCAGCAGUUCUCACAGCUGGUGAACGGGGAUGUGGCUUUGCUGGGCGGGGGCCCCUACAUGCUCUGCACUGAUGGGCAGCAGCUAUUGCGACAGGUCCUGCACCCCGAGGCCUCCAGGAAGAACCUGGUGCUCCCCGACAUGUUCUUCUCCUUCUAUGACCUCCGAAGAGAAUUCCAUAUGCAGCAUCCAAGCACCUGCCCUGCCAGGGACCUCACUGUGGCCACCAUGGCACAGGAUUUAGGACUGGAGACAGAUGCCACAGAGGAUGACUUUGGGGUCUGGGAAGUCAAGACAAUGGUAGCUGUUAUCCUCCAUCUACUCAAAGAGCCCAGCAGUCAAUUGUUUUCGAAGCCCGAGGUGAUAAAGCAGAAAUACGAGACGGGGCCUUGCAGCAAGGCUGAUGUGGUGGACAGUGAGACUGUGGUACGGGCUCGUGGGUUGCCGUGGCAGUCAUCAGACCAGGACGUGGCUCGCUUCUUCAAAGGGCUCAACGUGGCCAGGGGUGGUGUAGCACUCUGCCUCAACGCCCAGGGCCGCAGAAAUGGCGAGGCCCUCAUCCGCUUUGUGGACAGCGAGCAGCGGGACCUAGCGCUGCAGAGACACAAGCACCACAUGGGCGUCCGCUAUAUUGAGGUGUAUAAAGCAACAGGGGAGGAGUUUGUAAAGAUUGCAGGGGGCACAUCACUAGAGGUGGCUCGUUUCUUGUCACGGGAAGACCAAGUGAUCCUGCGGCUGCGGGGACUGCCCUUCUCGGCUGGGCCAACGGACGUGCUUGGCUUCCUGGGGCCAGAGUGCCCAGUGACUGGGGGUGCCGAGGGGCUGCUCUUUGUGCGCCAUCCUGAUGGCCGGCCGACUGGUGAUGCCUUCGCCCUCUUUGCUUGUGAGGAGCUGGCACAGGCUGCACUGCGCAGGCACAAGGGCAUGCUGGGUAAGCGAUACAUUGAACUCUUCCGGAGCACUGCAGCAGAAGUGCAGCAGGUCUUGAACCGCUAUGCAUCCGGCCCACUCCUUCCUACACUGACUGCCCCACUGCUGCCCAUCCCCUUCCCACUGGCACCUGGGACUGGGAGGGACUGUGUACGCCUCCGAGGCCUGCCCUACACGGCCACCAUUGAAGACAUCCUGAGCUUUCUGGGGGAGGCAGCAGCUGACAUUCGGCCCCACGGUGUACACAUGGUGCUCAACCAGCAGGGCCGGCCAUCGGGCGAUGCCUUCAUUCAGAUGACAUCAGCAGAGCGAGCCCUAGCUGCUGCUCAGCGUUGCCAUAAGAAGGUGAUGAAGGAGCGCUACGUGGAGGUGGUCCCCUGUUCCACAGAGGAGAUGAGCCGUGUGCUGAUGGGGGGCACCUUGGGCCGCAGUGGCAUGUCCCCUCCACCCUGCAAGCUGCCCUGCCUCUCACCACCUACCUACACCACCUUCCAAGCCACCCCAACGCUCAUUCCCACGGAGACGGCAGCUCUAUACCCCUCUUCAGCACUGCUCCCAGCUGCCAGGGUGCCUGCUGCCCCCACCCCUGUUGCCUACUAUCCAGGGCCAGCCACUCAACUCUACCUGAACUACACAGCCUACUACCCAAGCUACCCGCUGAUGACUACACCAGUCUGAUGCCUGUUGGUGACCCACCUCGCACUGUGUUACAAGCCCCCAAGGAAUGGGUGUGUUUGUAGGAGAGAAAGCCAGGAGGUAAGAGCCAGCUGAUAUCCUCGGCGAACAUGUCUCUCCUGAGUCCAGAAGACCAGCACCCUCAACCUGGUAGCUUCUUUCUGGCUUGUCAAAGCUCUCAGAAGGUACCUAGAGGAGCCCAAGCCCCAGCUCCAUCCUCCACUUAUUCUGCCUGUUUCCCCCAAAGACAAUGGCUGGACCCUGCAUGCAGGGCUGGGGGUGGAAUGGGGCUAACCAGCUCCUGAUGGCCUGAGCCAGGCAUCUUGACUGGCACCUGAAGAGCCCUUAAGUCUGUCCUGGCUGUGGCCCAUGCCGACAGAUAUCGUGGGGCUGACAGGUCCACGGCAGGCUUGCUUUCUUUUAUAAAAUGAAAGCUCUGGUACCUUCAAUGUAUGACUCCUGGGAGAAUCAAGGGUCCAUCUGAGCCUCUGAGUAAAGAUCCCAAUGUUCUACCUCUCCCUGUCCCUCUUGUAGGGGAUAGGGAGGCAGAGAGAGCCAGCCCCUACUCUCAGAGUAUCUGGACCUCAGAGACCAUGUUGUGCCAGGGGUGGUCCCACCUAAAGAUGCUAGCCCCUCUCCAGGUGGGCAUAAGGAGUAACAGAUGGCAAAACCACAAACUAUUUUGAUGGACUGUGCUGCAGUAUCACCAGAAGACAUUAGGGGGCAGUAGGCCCCCACACAAAACCUUCAGGCUUGAAUUUUAAAGGGGAGGACUUUCUGCCAACUUUUCUUGUAUGCCUUGGGAAAGCCAGUUGCCCUGAACCCAGCAGACACCAUGGAAUGUCCUUUGCACGCAUUAAAUGGUACAGAACUGAAGCCUCGGAAGCAAUUUGGAACUCGAUCUUCUCUUCCUUAAAUGAAAAGUUAUUGACCAAAUGGACUUUUUAAAAGACACAGGACCCUUAACUUUGCCCCAAAGUGAGGGGCUCCACACCAACCCCAGGCGGAGGAACACUCAGACAGAUUAAGGAUACUGUUGACCUGUCACUGUUUAUUAUUUCAGCACUAAAACUGAGGAGCCUCAACUGCUGGCUCUUCUUCCCUUUGUAUUUGUGUAAGGAGCACUGCACUCCCAUAAAAGGUUUUAAAAUACAAAAUGUACAAGAACACACAAUUCCAAGUGCUGUAAACAUAACUGAGAACCAGUUCCUUUACUAAACAUCCAUUUUAUAAAAUACAAGGUUUCAAUUUGAGCCCA